Gongylonema pulchrum is the source of this 522-nucleotide messenger RNA. NCBI's taxonomy places the organism in Eukaryota, Metazoa, Nematoda, Chromadorea, Rhabditida, Gongylonematidae. The record is from the annotation of a GenBank genome assembly.
AUGCACCGUGGCACGAAUAAUUCUGAACAUGGCACUGGUUCGGACACUGGCGCUACUGGAGGGUGCUCCAAUCGGACGAAUUCUAUGUCAUACCAACAUGUUGACGGUUUGCCGCCUCCCUGUGGUGUCCUGAAGCCACUGGUAAAUGGGUCUUUUGCAGAAUCAAUAUCUUAUUACUGUGGAAAACACGCCGCCCAGCUCCCAAAAUCCCCAUUUUACACAGCUCCAAAUUUGUGCGAAUGUUGCUCCACCUGCAGCGCUGGAAAAUCUUACACGUGUAGCCACAGCUUUUGUACUGAUUGUACACGGACAACAGAAGAUAGCGACCCGGAAUCGACAGGGUCAGCGCAGGCUUUCAAGCCUCCGACAAUGUGUUCCGAGUGCACUGAACAGCGCGUUAGGGACUGGGUUUCGGAACUGAGUGAAUGCAGUGGUUGCAGCGAAUGCAACGAAGACAGUUGGGCGGCUGACUCUACUGAUGCUCCGAUCGCGGAAAAAACUAGCGAAGGUCGCGGCAACUGA